UAACUCUAGUUUGAUUUGGGACCAAGUGUCGACCUCAGCAGUCGAGUGUUAUACGCCGGCAAAAUCAUGUCACACUCUCAGGGUGGCUUGAUCACAUGACAAUGACAGGAGAUAAGGGCAUGAGAAUGUUCAUCUGACGGGCAUUUCUCGCCGGUCAGUUGCAGUAGGAGAGGCGCGGAAUAAAGAAAUCAGAGAAUACGAUGGUGCCGGUUAAAGUGAUGUUAUGGCUCCUGGCUUGUCUACACGUGACAGCAGUGCGAUCUUACGCCAUGGACGACGUAGGAGCUUUGCUAAAACGCUAUCGCAAGCAAGAAAUUGACCCAGAGGUCAACAUGAAUGUUAGCCAGCUGAUCACGAGCAAGGGCUACCCAUGUGAGGAGUACAGUGUACAGACGGAGGAUGGCUACCUCCUAGGGGUACAGCGUAUACCGUACGGGGUACGGAACAAGGACCCCCAACGUCCUGUGGUCUUCCUGCAGCACGGGCUGCUCUGUUCCUCCACCAACUUCGUCACCAAUCUGGCCAAUGAAAGUUUAGCAUAUAUACUGGCUGAUGCUGGCUUUGAUGUCUGGCUCGGCAACAACCGCUGCAAUACCUACUCUCUCCGACAUGUUUCCCUCAAACCAGAUCAAGAUGCAUUCUGGGCUUUCAGGUAUGACGAAUUUGCCAAGUAUGACUUCCCGGCACAGUUGAACUUCGCCCUCAAGCAGUCUGGCCAAUCAGACCUCUACUAUGUAGGUCAUUCCCAGGGAACCUUGCAAGCCUUUGCAGCCCUAUCUCAAUAUCCAGAAAUGAAUAAAAAGGUGAAGAAGUUCUUUGCAAUGGGUCCUGUUAUCACUACGGGCGAGAUCCUAAGUCCGAUCAAGUACCUGGCUGAUAUCUCUGACACGUUUAUAUACGAGUUGUUCAAGCACAGGGACUUCCUGCCCCACAACGAAAUUCUGCAGCUUCUGGCCGACACAGUGUGUGUGGACGAUUACACACGCUUUCUGUGCUCCAACGUCCUCUUCCUCAUUGCUGGAUACGAUGUGUCUAAUCUCAACAAGACACGGCUCCCAGUGUACAUCAGCCACACACCUGCUGGAACCUCAGUACAGGACAUGGUACACUUCGCACAGGGCGUGAGGAGCAAGGCCUUCCAGAUGUACGACUACGGAUCUGCAGCAGAUAACCAGAAGCAUUACAACCAGUCAACACCACCUUUGUAUGAUGUCAACAAAAUGGACACACCUGUCUACCUGUUCUAUGCCGAGAAUGACUGGCUGGCUGAUGUACAGGAUGUAAAGCUGCUGAUGUCCAAGCUGACCCGCGGUCAACUGCAGGGGAGUUUCUACGUCCCAAAGUGGAAUCAUCUUGACUUCAUCUGGGGCAAGGACGCUGCCACAGUUGUGUAUAAAAAUAUCAUUGACAUCAUCAAGAGAUCAUAGUGACAGAAGGGAGGAGGUGGCAGAUUAAUCUCAUUAAUAUUACAUCUUUUACUCUGAUAAAGUACCUCUCUGCUUGAAAGUCUGAGGACACCAUGAGAUCACGAAAACAAAGUAAGAGGUGAAGUUCUGAAUGAAGAUGAAAAAAGCAGAGAGGAAUUAUAUCAACCUAAAAUGUCUUGCUUUAAAUGAAAUUGUUGGCAAGUGAAGGAGGUAAAUGGAGUUGCUUCUACAACAGAACAGAGGAUUUCUACUUGCUUCCAUUUAGUAUGAGGAUCCAAGGUUUUUGCCAACAAAUUCAAAAAAGGGGUAAAUUCCAAGUUAUUCAUCAAAGCCAAAAUACAAAUACAGUGAAACCUUUUGUAGUGAAGGCCCUGUGAAUCCAGGAAUGAUCUCUUAUUGACAGGUACUGCUAAUAACACUUCCAUGCACAUAUGUACUGAGGGACAUUAACACAUUUGUUGUUAUGUUGUCAUUGUACAUAUAUAGUUGUACCUGAACAGUUAUUCACUGGGACAUUUGUUACAUUGGGACAGUUGGGACAGUUGUACACUGGGACAGUUGUACACUGGGACAGUUGUUGUACAUUGGGACAGUUGUACAUUGGGACAGUUGUACAUUGGGACAGGUUAAGUGAGUAUUAACAUGCAGAUGAUGUUGAGGGUGGCAUGUAUACUGAACAUAAAUGGAUGGAUGGGAACAGCGGCUGUUAUAUAUUAAAGAUUCAUGGAUUCAACAUGACAUUUAUUAACUAAAUUAAUACAUCAGGUAUGUAUAACGUCAUGGACUGACACAUUCCGAUGUCAUGUGAAUCAUCUCUACUACAUGCAGCAAUACACACUUCUGCUGUGUGUUCUGUUAUUUUUACCAUCAGUAUAUGUAACUGUUCCCCAUGUGCAAGGCUUUACAGUGUUUGUUACCAAAUUCAUUCAAAUACCAUUCCAUGGAACUUGUGCUUGACUGUCAUUAAUUCUAUCUCAACUUCCUAAUGAUAGCAUAGGCUUGCAUUCUGUGUCUGAACACAGACUGUGUCAUGAUGGUGCCAUAAUUCCCAGAAUCUAGUCUCCUAACCUGGAAAAUAUUUGAUUGUGGGAUCAAGGUCAUUGUUCAUCAUAGUGCAUCUUGUUCAUCAGCAACACUCUGAUGAAUGUCUAAGAUCUGCAUGAAUUCAGGUUUUCCUUCCACAUGAAGUCAAAAAUCAAAAAUGAAACUGGUAUGGAGUCAGGGAAUACCUGUAAGAAACUGCCGUAUGUGCCUUAUAUUCCUGGUGUGACUAUCAACAUGCUGUUUAUUGAUAUGGUUGUUUCUAUUAAAGUGUUGUUGAUACAGAUAUGGUUGCGGGUUGUUUUACACAUGCAGGAAGGAAAUGAAAUCAGGGAAACUUCAUAAUUGACAUAAUCAAGGGCUUUCACAUCAGUUUGUUUAUACAUACUUGGGACAUGCUAGUAAUUCAUGACGGUUUCAUGUCCAUGUUAUCAAAAUCCUAUUGUUCCUGUUAUUGUAUUUCAUGAAAGCUUUUUUCUCACUAUCCACAUAUUAUUUAGUGUGAUGGUCUAUUUUGUAUCCUAUAUGUUGCAAAAUAAAGUAUGUUGAUUAAUA
Molecule: messenger RNA, 3023 nt
Organism: Haliotis rubra (blacklip abalone)
Lineage: Eukaryota; Metazoa; Mollusca; Gastropoda; Lepetellida; Haliotidae
Product: lysosomal acid lipase/cholesteryl ester hydrolase-like
Exons: 10
Coding region: 201-1427 (408 amino acids)
Biological process (GO): lipid metabolic process
Molecular function (GO): hydrolase activity, acting on ester bonds
Source: RefSeq, a predicted model, not a curated record